Lytechinus pictus (painted urchin) is the source of this 2608-nucleotide messenger RNA. Its product is annotated as degenerin unc-8-like. Gene Ontology annotation, cellular component: plasma membrane. Gene Ontology annotation, molecular function: ligand-gated sodium channel activity. The record is from RefSeq and is a predicted model, not a curated record. Bases 439 to 1944 code for a protein of 501 amino acids. The transcript has 10 exons. Lineage: Eukaryota; Metazoa; Echinodermata; Echinoidea; Temnopleuroida; Toxopneustidae. Gene Ontology annotation, biological process: sodium ion transmembrane transport.
ACAAACGGCGUACUCACAAAAAGGGGAAUUAAUUCGAUCCAGGCCCGUGUGUUCAAAUUCUGUAAUUACUUUAAUUGGUAUGUGAUAAGUUUGGUUGGAGUGAUUACAUAAAUGGGAAGAAAGAAAACGAUUAUUCAGUGAGUAGUUAAACAAUAUGUGUGUGAACGAUUCUUCAGUUUAGAGUGAUAGCAUUGUAGACAUCGGUUUUAGACCAACGAUCGAUGGUGUGAUUUUUUUUUCCUUUAAAUAUUCACUUGUUCAUCCUGGAGGUUAACCCCAACCUUAAAAUUAGCACUCAUUGAUAACAUUAUUUACAUUUAGGCCUAUAUAGUCUGAAAUCACCAGACUAACGUGUUUCUUUCGAAGCAAAAUUAACCCACAUUUUAUUUAAAAAAUUAAACGAAAUGAAAAGGCGAUACGAAUAAAACGCAAGUCAAGAUGGGAAAGACUGAGGAGGAGAAGUGUAAGGAAGACGACAACGAAACGAUAACCAGAGCUGCCCACGAGUUCGGCGAUGAAACAACACUGCACGGGUUAAGAUACCUCAUCGGUCGUGGUCAUCUACUGUCUCGUCUAUGCUGGCUAGCCAUUCUCAUUCUUGCUUUCGUUCUCCUGGUCAUCCAGGCGAUGAUCGUCUAUGAGGAUUUCCAGAGCUCGCCGUACUCGACAAAGAUUGACAUCGUCUCGGAGAUGGCGAAAACCUUCCCGGCAGUCACUGUUUGUAACGACAAUAAGAUGCGGAGAUCGCGACUAUACAACACCAAAUACCAAGGCUUGAUUGAUAUUGAUGAUGGAAAAGUAUCGGUAAACGAAACGGACCGUACCAAAGGCAAAGCGUCAGACGAUGUCUGGGCAUCAGUCAUCGGUGACUACGACUGGCAUGGCUUCUACUCUGCAUCGAUGGCCGAUGACUUCAGCGACUUCAUCAACGUGGUCAACCCAUCUCGGGCUGAGCUCAGUGACUACGGGCACACUCUUGAAGACUUCGUAAUUCAGUGCACAUAUAACCAGAAGACGUGUAACUUGAGCACUGAUUUCACUGUGUUACAAAAUCGGCAUUACGGCAAUUGUUUCACAUUCAACUUUGGGAGUGAGGAAAAUAGCACUCUCAAGAUGAUCACCAAGACUGGAGCGUUGACUGGUUUGCACCUUAGUCUUAUGGUUGAAGAGGAUGAGUAUAUGGGUUUAUUGGCUCCUAUCCGAGGAGCAAAGAUAGUCAUCCAUGCUCCUCAUACAAUACCAUUUCCUGAGGAUGAUGGUAUCAGCCUCGAUACAGGGAGUGCCUUUUCGAUCGGCAUACGGGAGGAAGUCAUACAACGCCUUCCAAAGUUUUCCGAUUGCAUUGACGAUGAAGACACUGACUUUAUUAAUUCUUCAUAUUCUGGUUCUUACUCCGUACGCUGCUGUUUCAAGACUUGUUACCAGCAAAGCCUUUUCAACGAGUGUGGUUGUGUGGAUGAUAUCCUCCUUGACUAUAGACAGUGCAGGGUCACCAGCAAACGCGAAAUGCAUUGCAUAUCCGAGGUACAGUCUCGUUACAUAAACGAUGAACUACGGUGCGAGUGUCCAAUGCCAUGCAAAGAGAAAAACUAUAGGACAUCGAUAUCGUCUGCUGCAUGGCCGUCGAAACGAUUCAAGCCUCAUCUGUUGAGUAAAUUUUAUUCCAACCCUAAAAUCCGGAUGAUAUUAGAAGAAGAGGAAAUAGCAAGGAGUAAUUUGAUUCGUGUGAUGAUCUACUUCGAAACCCUGAACGUGGAUAGAGUUGAGCAAGUACCUCGAUAUACAAUCCCAAACAUCUUGGGUAAUAUAGGUGGGCUAAUGGGUCUCUUCACCGGCAUGUCAUUCAUCAGUUUGUUUGAGGUCGCCUUUCUACUGCUUCGAAUCGCAAAGAUUACUUUCACGAAACUCUUCUCCAGCAGCCGAGUUCAUUCUUUUAAAGCCUGAUGCUAGACCCACACAGGUGAAGAUGACUCCGGACUGACAAACGUUUUCGUUAUUUCCAAUCCGACGACAUAUAACAUCAGUUGAUUUGGAGUCGGGUAUACGUUGUAGCAUAAUAAUAUUCUGAUACUAGAUUUGCUACAAAGGUUGUUUUAAAAAUUACAGGACUAUUUUCAACAGCUGACACUUUAAAUCGAUGAAACAACAUUAUCAAAAGCAUAGGCCAUAUAAGGAUUCGAUCGAUUGAUUUUGCAGGGAAUAUGCUGUUGUUUUCAGCCAAUGUUCGAACUAUUCUGGCUAAUAGUGAAUGAUGUAACAAAUUCCUGCAUACAACUUUUUUUUUAUUUUAAUGUAUUGUCAGAGUACUUAUUCCUUAAUUUUGUUAAAAUGUGUUUACCUUUAUUAUAUUCGCGCCAGAGAAUACGAAUACUCACGUGUUCAUGCAUGCUUUUUUAUAAGGUCGUUCGUUGAAUCUAUAAAGUGAUAAUAUGCAUGCAUGUAUCAUUCAUGCAUUAAUGUAUAUACUAUAUGAUAUUACAAAUGCUGUCUGAAGUGAGUUAAGUUUUUAAUCAUUCUUAGUAAUAAAUUCAAUGAUUCAUACAUAACUUGAAUUAUGUUUUUGAACGAUAUUACCAAUAUUGUAUUUUUAAGUUUCAAUAUAUAUCGC